GAGCAGCUGUAGCCGCUGCGUGCGACAGGGAAAGCGUAGAUGAAUUGUUCCUGCGUUCGCCGGGUUCAAGCGCGGCGAGAAGCACCCAGAGGAAGAGACGAACAGGUAGUUCAAGGGAGCGGGCAGGUCGUAGUGCCACUAACUGCGAACGGCCACGCAGCUCAGCCGUUACCGCUACCUCUGCUUUAAACUUCCCGCGCGUCACUCGCAGCGCCGCUGGCUGCGUUGCCGAUUCGCCGUCGCAGUUUCCAGGUACCGCGAACGGGAGAGGCGUCGGAGAGUUGAGGUCGCUGCGUCUCCCAUCGGACCAGUACUGAGCGUGGCCGCUUGCUUUCCGCUCCUCGUUUCUUCGGGUCCGCCGCAGGGUCGGUGCCUCCGCCGGCAGCGGAGACGAAUCUGCUGGGCUCGUCCUGUCGCUAGCGCAGUUUGGCGGUUGUCAGGGUGAAACAAGAUGGCGGCCGCAGCGACGGAGGAGGACACGGAGCUGCGGGACCUGCUGGUGCAGACGCUGGAGAGCAGCGGGGUGCUCAAUAAGAUUAAGGCAGAGUUGCGAGCAGCUGUUUUUUUGGCAUUAGAAGAACAAGAGAAAGUAGAGAACAAAACACCGCUGGUAAAUGAAAGGUUGAAAAGUUUUUUAGGUACAAAAGAUGGUCGUUUGGUCGCAGGGCUCGUUGCAGAGUUUCUACGGUUUUUCAAUCUUGAUUUUACAUUGGCUGUUUUUCAGCCUGAAUCAAGCACAUUAAAUGGCCUUGAUGGUCGAGAAAACCUGGCUCAUGAUUUGGGUAUUACAGAAGCUGAAGGUACUGUAGGUGGUCCUCUGUUGUUGGAGGUUGUUAGGAAAUGUCAGCAGAAGAAGAUUUCAGGCAGUGGAGAAGUGGCUGCAGUUCUAAGUGACUGCCUGUGCCCUACAUCAAAAUCAUCGGAUGAAAGAUCAAGUACACAUUCUAUACCAAAUAAGGCUGCUGAAAACACGCGAAGUGAUACAAGUGUCUCUUCAGGGGAAGUAAGCAAAGGAAGCAUUCAUUUUAUGCCUAAUGAAACAAAACUAGAUCCUCAACUAGAAAACAGAGACUUAAAUACCAAAGUAAAAAGUGAUACAGCUGUGGAUGAAGAUGAUGCAGAGGGAGAUUCUUUCUUUGAUGAUCCUAUACCCAAACCAGAAAGAACUUAUGGCUGGAAAACUGAAGGUAAUAAAGCAGGAGGUCUAGCAUCCCUCUCUGAUGCACCACCUCUAAAAACUGGAUUAAGCUCCUUGGCUGGCGCACCUUCACUAAAGGAAUCUGAUAAUUUGACUAGAAACUCUGUUUUGAAAGACCUGCGGUUGGUCAAUGCAAAACUGGGAUCACUAGAACUAGGAAAUGGAGAUGACGAUGAGUAUGCCGAUGACUUCAACAGUACCAGUCAUCGCUCAGAAAAAAGCGAUAUCAGCAUUGGUGAGGAAAUAGAUGACCUUUCUGUGGAAACAGAAGAAUCAAAUGCCAGUGAUAAACUUGAAGUCAUCACACAAGACCUUACCAUUUCUCAAUUAAGUGAUGUUGCAGAUUAUCUAGAAGAUGUGGCAUAGAAUUGGACAGCAAAAUUGGACAGCAUUGUGCUGGACUGGCAGACUGCUGUGGACUGCUAAUUUCAGACAAUCACUUCUUGCUGGAUAGUCCACUCCCUACUUGUGCCUUGUUUCAAAAAGACUGGUGGAGAAGGCUUUUAAAUAUUCUUAACAAGAACUGAAUGAAAUACCAUGUUCCCAUUUGAGUCUGAUACCAGAAUUAUUUUCUUCAUUUGGUUCAGUCAAACCUUUUACAACAGGAGAUGGAUUUUCAGAGCAGAAUGUCGGCUGCUGGCAGCGGGCAUAACAACACCCAAUUUGAGACGAGAACAUCUACAGAGAGGCAUGUGGCUUUAUAAUGAACUUGCACUGUUGUUGUAACAGUCUGAUUUUUUUUUUAAUUGAAGGAUAACCAAAGCAAGAACCUUCAGAGGUAAUGGUUCAACUCACACUUCCUUUAACACGAUUUUGUCAAGUCAGCAUGUAAAUCUAGCCACAAUACUAAUUGCUCCAGACUUACUUGAAACUGCUGUUUUUCAGACUCUUCUGAAUAUUGAACUUUUUUUUUUUAAGGCAUAUCAAAUUGAGAGUAUCUAAACUCUCAGCUCUGACCUUGGCUAAAUUUAGGAGCUAAAUUUAGCGCUGGUCUUAACUCCAAAUGUUCUUGUUUAAAUCCGUUUGUCAGACCAUUCAUGUUAAGAUGAUAAUAAUUGCAGCAAUGUUUUCUGUCAUGAAAUCAUGAAAAGUAGUUCUGUAAGGAUCCACAAGUCAUUAUAUCUUAAGUUUUUAACAGUGUGGUAAUGAUUUGUGGGGCUUUCAUUACAGAGGCCUCUUCAUGUGCUGUAAAGCUCACCUUUCUUCUUGAAAGUCCUUGUUAUGUAAAAAUGAGCGCCAAAAAGUGACACCACCAACCUUCUGGUUUUCAAAUUCUGACUGCUGCACAGAAUUAAAUGCAAAUACUUAAAAAUACCAUACUAAAGGCAUUAUGGACACUAAGCUGUAGCUAAGGGCAAAUCCUUGUGUUUUCAUUCUGCUUUUGCAAAACCAGGGUUGAGAAUGGAAAAAUCAAGUUCUUUAACAGCACUGUUGAGUGUGGCGCUGCUGUAAGGUAUCGGUCCUGGACAUUUGUAAUACUGAAACAAGACUUCAAAAUGUGCACUUUCUGAACACCUUUGGAAAUACCUUUGUAAAUGAACACAAGUUUUUCAUUAGGAUUUGUAAUUCUUUUUCAGGGACACAGCCUCUCACCAGUGGUCACCACAGCAGAAGUAGCGUGCUAAACUAAAGCCAUUGGUUGUCAUAUAUAGCUGCUACUAGCAGUGGAUGCUGACUUUUUGGUUUGGUUUUUUUUGCACUGAGCCAGCAGGCAUGGAGCAGUGCUGGAGAGUUAGGCUUGUACAGUUACAGAAAUGAUGUGAGAGCUGAGAGGAAUAGUGUGCCUUUUAUUUAUGUGCACCCCAAAACAAACAGCAAAAAAAGGCGGAAUAUUUAGUCAUGGUGUUAGCUUUUAACUUGGUGCCAUAUUGUAGCAUCUGAACACAGAGGAGAAUUAUUUAUUUUUUUGCUCACCCCAAAACAUCAACGUGCCAUAGACUUUGAAUAGCAACAAUGUUGUAAGAUGAUAUUAUGCUUCCUGUGUAAAAAUUUCCUUUAAGUUUGGGGUGGGGGGGGAACCUGUGCCUCAAGAUACUACAUAUGAAAAGUUUGGAUUGGACUUCUUUUUAAUAUAUAUUUUUUUUAAAGAGCAACAGCAUGUCUGAAGGAAAUAAAAUUCCACUUGAACAUCUGGGAUCAGUGAUUUCUGGCAUUCAUUUUUAAGGUGUAUGGAAUAAUGCAGAGACAGCGUUGUUUACUUUUCUACAUGUCUUGGGAAAACACGAUGUUCUGUUAGCUGUUGGCUGGAAGAUGUGGCAAUGAAUCAUACCAAAAGAAGCAGAAAUUUUAUUAAAUGAUUUCUAAUUACAUUUGAAGAUGUUGCCUUUUAAAUAACUGAUUAGCUGUUUUAAGUGUUGACAUUGCUUUUGUUAACAGCGGUGGUGUUCUCUUACCUUGGGAGUUAAUUGGAGACUUUGCGCUUUGGCUCUAAUGUCAAGAAGUGCCAAAGAAGUGGGAAGUCUCUGUGCUGUUCCUCCUGUGGGCUUUUACUGAAUUGUGUAUAGUAAUCCCAAACAUUCAAAUUGCAAAAUAAAGCUGUUGUGCUGGCUAA
Pogoniulus pusillus (Red-fronted tinkerbird) is the source of this 3749-nucleotide messenger RNA. It is a transcript of the gene CEP43, whose product is annotated as centrosomal protein 43. Gene Ontology annotation, molecular function: protein binding. Gene Ontology annotation, cellular component: centrosome. The record is from RefSeq and is a predicted model, not a curated record. The transcript is spliced from 12 exons. Gene Ontology annotation, biological process: microtubule anchoring. NCBI's taxonomy places the organism in Eukaryota, Metazoa, Chordata, Aves, Piciformes, Lybiidae. The coding region runs from base 452 to 1564 and encodes 370 amino acids.